UAUACAUAUACUUGUGCCAUUCUUGCAAUGUCAUCAACCACAUGAGUUUUGAAAGAGGAUUUGGAGAGAUUACCAAAACUCUUUGAGAGAGAUCAGAAGUGCUUAUUGGCUUGCUGGGAAGAGAGUAGAAGAUAAAGAAGCUUCAGAGAGAGGGAAAAUGGGAGAGGGGUCUGUGGAACUUGAGGCUAUUAUAAAUGAAGCUGUUGAUCUGGAGAACAUUCCUCUUGAGGAGGUUUUUGAAAAUCUUAAAUGCACAAAAGAAGGUUUAAGCUCUGAGCAAGUACAACAGAGGCUAGACUUGUUUGGAUACAACAAGCUUGAAGAAAAGAAGGAAAGCAAGAUACUAAAGUUUUUGGGCUUUAUGUGGAAUCCUCUGUCAUGGGUUAUGGAAGCUGCUGCUAUCAUGGCCAUAGCCAUGGCACAUGGAGGGGGUGAAGGAGGAGAUUAUCAAGAUUUUGCUGGCAUAGUUAUUUUGCUACUUAUAAACUCCACCAUCAGUUUCAUAGAAGAAAACAAUGCUGGCAAUGCAGCUGCUGCCCUUAUGGCUAGAUUAGCCCCCAAAGCAAAGAUACUUCGCGAUGGAAAAUGGAGUGAAGAAGAAGCUUCAGUGUUGGUUCCUGGAGACAUAAUUAGCAUCAAGCUUGGUGACAUCAUUCCUGCUGAUGCACGUCUCCUUGAAGGCGAUCCUUUGAAGAUUGAUCAGUCUGCUCUUACUGGAGAGUCACUUCCUGUCACCAAAAAUCCUGAAGAUGGAGUAUAUUCUGGUUCAACUUGCAAGCAAGGAGAAAUUGAGGCAGUAGUUAUUGCAACCGGAGUUCACACCUUUUUCGGGAAGGCAGCUCAUCUUGUGGAAAACACAACACAUAUUGGACAUUUCCAGAAGGUUCUCACAUCUACUAGGAACUUCUGCAUCUGUUCAAUUGCUGUUGGGAUGAUUAUUGAAAUCAUUGUGAUAUAUGCAAUCCACGGAAAGCACUACCGAAAUGGUAUUGAUAACCUCCUUGUGCUAUUGAUUGGUGGCAUCCCUAUUGCAAUGCCAACUGUUCUUUCUGUUACAAUGGCUAUUGGUUCACACAAGUUGGCUCAGCAGGGUGCCAUAACAAAGAGAAUGACUGCCAUUGAAGAGAUGGCUGGAAUGGAUGUGUUAUGUAGUGACAAAACAGGAACAUUAACUCUUAACAAGCUUUCUGUGGACAAGAAUAUCAUUGAGGUUUUUGUUAAAGAUGUGGACAGUGAUAUGGUUGUCCUUAUGGCUGCAAGAGCAUCAAGGCUAGAGAACCAAGAUGCAAUUGAUUGUGCUAUAGUUUCAAUGUUGGCAGACCCAAAGGAGGCACGAGCCGGAAUACAAGAAGUUCACUUCCUUCCAUUCAAUCCAACGGAUAAAAGAACUGCACUUACAUACAUUGAUGCUUCUGGUAAAAUGCACAGGGUUAGCAAAGGUGCACCAGAGCAGAUUCUCAAUCUUGCAUAUAACAAAUCAGAAAUCCAACAGAGGGUUCAUGCAAUUAUUGAGAAGUUUGCAGAACGUGGACUUCGUUCUCUUGCAGUUGCCCGCCAGGAAGUACCUGAGGGAACUAAAGACAGUCCUGGAGGACCAUGGGAGUUUGUUGGCCUUCUCCCUCUUUUUGAUCCUCCUCGCCAUGAUAGUGCAGAAACAAUUAGAAGAGCUCUAGAUCUUGGCGUGAGUGUCAAAAUGAUCACUGGUGAUCAACUUGCAAUAGGUAAGGAAACAGGAAGACGUCUAGGGAUGGGCACCAACAUGUAUCCUUCUUCAUCACUGCUGGGUGAAAAUAAAGAUGGAUUGGGCGCUGUUGCCGUUGAUGAUCUCAUUGAGAAUGUUGAUGGUUUUGCUGGAGUCUUUCCUGAGCACAAGUAUGAGAUUGUGAAGAGGUUACAAGCUAGAAAGCACAUUUGUGGGAUGACUGGUGAUGGGGUGAAUGAUGCACCUGCCCUAAAGAUAGCAGACAUUGGUAUUGCUGUAGCAGAUGCUACAGAUGCUGCCAGAAGUGCUUCUGACAUAGUCCUAACAGAACCUGGGUUGAGUGUGAUCAUAAGUGCAGUUUUAACUAGCCGUGCAAUUUUCCAGAGAAUGAAAAAUUACACUAUAUAUGCUAUAUCUAUCACUAUUCGUAUUGUGCUUGGUUUCAUGUUACUGAACAGCUUUUGGAAAUUUGACUUUCCUCCCUUUAUGGUUCUUGUCAUUGCCAUUCUCAAUGAUGGUACCAUCAUGACAAUAUCUAAAGAUAGGGUUAAGCCUUCUCCAGUUCCUGAUAGUUGGAAGCUUAGUGAAAUUUUUACAACUGGGAUUGUUCUUGGUAGCUAUCUGACUCUAAUGACUGUGAUCUUCUUCUAUAUAGCUGUCGAAACAAAUUUCUUUCCUAACCAUUUUGGUGUGAAACACUUUCACUAUGAUCCAGAAGCUCCUAACGGUGAUCCAACGAAUACAAUGUUGGGAUCUGCUGUCUAUCUUCAAGUUAGUACAAUUAGUCAAGCCUUAAUUUUCGUGACACGAUCAAGGGGUUGGUCCUACACAGAAAGACCUGGUCUUUUGCUUGUCACUGCCUUCAUCAUUGCUCAAGCGAUUGCAACUGUUAUAUCUGCCACUCUCACUUGGAAAGUUGCUGGGAUCACACGUAUUGGUUGGGGCUGGACAGGAGUGAUUUGGCUAUACAAUAUUGUAACUUACCUAUUUCUAGAUCCUUUAAAGUUUGCAGUUCGCUAUGCAUUAAGUGGAAGGGCUUGGAAUCUGGUGGUAGACCAAAGAACUGCAUUCAUCAACAAAAAUGACUUCGGUAGAGAAGCUCGUGAGGCUGCAUGGGCUACUGAGCAGAGAACCUUACAUGGCCUCCACUCUGUUGAGUCAAAAGGGAUGACAGAGAAGCACCACACCUUCAGAGAAAUUAAUACAUUGGCAGAAGAGGCUAGGAGGCGAGCAGAGAUAGCAAGGCUGAGAGAGCUUCACACUCUGAAAGGCAGAGUGGAAUCAUUUGCCAAGCUAAGGGGUUUGGACAUUGAUGCCAUGAAUGGACACUACACUGUCUAAAGACUUUAUGACUACUGCCUAUCAUCAUUGUUG
Messenger RNA from Cajanus cajan (pigeon pea), 3076 nucleotides. RefSeq names its product plasma membrane ATPase 1. Gene Ontology annotation, molecular function: ATP binding; ATP hydrolysis activity; P-type proton-exporting transporter activity. NCBI's taxonomy places the organism in Eukaryota, Viridiplantae, Streptophyta, Magnoliopsida, Fabales, Fabaceae. The record is from RefSeq and is a predicted model, not a curated record. Gene Ontology annotation, cellular component: membrane. Gene Ontology annotation, biological process: proton export across plasma membrane.